Babjeviella inositovora NRRL Y-12698 is the source of this 1559-nucleotide messenger RNA. RefSeq names its product TauD/TfdA dioxygenase family protein. Lineage: Eukaryota; Fungi; Ascomycota; Pichiomycetes; Serinales. The record is from RefSeq and is a predicted model, not a curated record. Gene Ontology annotation, cellular component: cytoplasm. Gene Ontology annotation, molecular function: 2-oxoglutarate-dependent dioxygenase activity. The transcript has a single exon. The coding region runs from base 229 to 1461 and encodes 410 amino acids.
CGGAAUACCCACCUAUUGCAACCUACCACAGUUUAGAAACCCUAUUUAUCCGAGGCUUAACCGGCUCGAGGCUAAUUUGUCAGCAAAUACCUCAUCUAGGUAAACUCUAGUCCUAGACUCCGAUAACCAAACUUUUAACACAGCAGGGCUCCCGAAAUAUAUAAGGGUCAUGGGUUCCAUUUUCUCUCCAGUAUUAAAGGUCAAUAUUCAAGCUAAACACGAUAAAAUAUGUCUCCCCCAACUGCCACUGAGGAUGUUAUUGUUUCUUUAAAGGCGACCAAUCUUGACGCCAUCACCGACAACGGUGGACAGAUCCUUGUCGACUUGAAGAAGGGAAAGCCGAAGGGCGGUCGCUCUCCUUUAGCACACCUCCUUCCUCCUACCACGCUUGCCCGGUUUGAGAAGUAUGGAAUCGAUGUGAGCCAGGGCUACCCUGAAGUUCCUCCCCAAGAAAAGAUCCCAACUUUCCUAGAUGAAGCGUUUGCGGUCAGGAACGAAGGCUACCCUUAUGUCGAUCGCGGAAAAAAUGCUGAUCCGGAAAAGAAGGCUUUGUUUGGCGCUGCUACGGAAGUUAUCCAUCUCACCAAGCACAUUGGUACCGAAAUCGUGGGCUUGCAGUUGCAAGCUUUGACCAACCAGCAACGAGAUGAGUUGGCGUUGUUGAUUGCUGAAAGAGUUGUGGUGUUUUUCCGUGAUCAAGAUUUGUCUCCGCAGAAACAAUUGGAGUUGGGCGAAUACUACGGUCAGGUAGAGAAGCAUCCACAGGCUCAACAUCUUCCGGGCCACGAUGGCAUCACCAUUAUCUGGCCAGAGCUUUUCCUGCAAUUGGGAAUCAGCAGCACCUUUAAGCAAUCCAAAACUACUGCCAGAUGGCACACGGACUUGACCCACGAACACCAGCCGGCUGGGAUCACUCAUCUUCACAACGACGCUAUCCCGAAAGUCGGUGGUGACACGGUGUGGGCUUCGGGAUACGCCGCUUUUGACAAGUUGUCCCCUGCGUUGCAGGAGUUUUUGGAGGGAAAGACCGCAAUUUUCAAGUCUGCCCACACCUACUUUGACAGAAACGACCCAUUGAACGGAAAGAAGCAGGUUGAAAGAGAGCACCCAAUUAUCAGGACGCAUCCUACCACUGGCUGGAAGUCUCUUUUCGUUAACCGUACCUACACCGACAGAAUUGUUGGAUUAGAGCCGGGUGAGUCGGAGGUGAUUUUGGAGUACUUGUUUGGAGUGUUUGAGAAGAACUUGGAUAUUCAGGUUCGUUUCAACUGGAAGCCAACCAAGGCUGAUUUGGGUACCUCUGCCUUGUGGGACAACAGAAUCUCCCAGCAUAAUGCCAUUUGGGACUACGAAAACAGCGAGCCUCGCCAUGGCACCCGUGUCACUUCAUUGGGUGAACUUCCGUUUUACGACUCAGAAUCCAAGUCACAGCGUCAAAGUUUAGGGUUGUCGCUCGUGUAAACCUGGAUAUUUUUCGUUUGAGAGUUCUUUCCUGUUUGAACAACAGGUUGAGCCCAAAUAUGUUUUAUUUUCGUAUUUCAAUUAAAGGUUCUUUCUUA